AUGCUCAGCCUUGCUAGUAAAUUGUUGGCCUUGGUAUUGGUUGUACAAAUCUGUGCAAUUCAAAGUAAACAAGCCCAAAAAUCUCCCCUUCUUCGUUGUUUAACUGGUUACAAAGACUGCCAUGGAAAACUUUACGAUUGUCCACCCGAUAGAGUAUUUCAAAAGUGUGCCAGCAAUUGUCCAAAAACUUGCCGAAAUCCAUAUGUAAACUCGAAUAAUACGCAAUGUUUACGUAACUGUCGUUCCGGUUGUGUUUGUGCAAACGGAACUGUUAUUGAUGAAGAUCGUAAUGGUGAUUGUGUUCCACAACGCGAAUGUUCAUGUCGUCACAAUGGAAGAAUCUAUAUGGCCGAAGAAAUCAUACUCCGAAAAGGAAAACGAUGUCAAUGUCGAGAUGGUGCAUGGACUUGUGGUAAACAACCAUUGUGCUCACGAACAUGUUCAGUUGUUGGUCUCGGCCAUGUGCAAACAUUCGAUGGAGCAACGUUUCAUGUCAAACCAAGCAGUUAUAUCUUAGUGAAAAAUGUUGAUAACAAGACAAAACAUUUUGAAAUUGAAGCUUCUGUACAGAAUAAUUACAAACGUGAAUUAAAAUUUAACAUCGGUAGCAGCGCUGUUGUCUUGUCCGAUAUUCAUACAAUCACAUUGAACAACAAAAAAAUCGCACAACUUCCAUUCAAAUCAGAUGAUCUCGCAAUUCGACAAGUCACAUCACAGUUUAUUUUAAUUGAAUCGACCAGCAUGCAUAUUGCCUAUGAUGGAAAUGCUAUCUAUGUUACCUUAGCUUCAACAUACCGGGAUAAUGUACGCGGUCUAUGCGGAUCAUUCGAUUACGAUCAAGAUAAUGAUCUGCGUUUGCCAAACGGUCAACUCACCAACGACACAGAAGUAUUUAGUAAGAGCUACCGACACAAACAUCAUAAACCACAACAUGAAUCUACUGCUACUCCGCCCGAAAAGUUCGAUCGAACCAAAGCUGAGAAGCAUUGUCGUAAGCUCAAACACGACGUCUGUAAACGGACUGCAUGUGUAGCGGGACUCCUCUUGUCUUGUAUUGAUGAUCUCCGUUACACUCCAGCAAACCAUCACCAACAUGCUUCGUGCCACUGGCAUUCCAUUUUUGCCCAUGCCUGCGCAUUGACCAGAAAGGGCAUUCCAACAAAACAUUCCAACUGGCGCAAGCACUGUAAAGCGGUAUAUCCCAACUGUGGCGCCGGCAGUGUAUAUAACGAAUGUCCGACUACAUGCCUCAACUACGCCUCACAACCACGCAAUGAACCUGAACUCAAUGCCAUAUGUCAACGCAGUUGUUUAGCAGGCUGCGUUUGCAAAAAACAUCACCUUUAUUAUGGGCCACAGCCAACCAAUCAAUCUUUUCAAUGCACCGAACAACCCAAAACUUCCACCAAGAGACCCUACCAUACAACUAAACAGCCGCAUAAAACUCGCCGACCACAUAAAACUCGCCGACCACACGACUCGAACGGAACACAAGUUCCAUACAUCACCAAACGAACCAAAACAUCACAACGAACCACACCAGGCCCCAGCGAACCUACAAACCCACAAGGAACAACACGAGGACCCAGUGGAUCUGAAGGACCACGAGGAACGACACAAGGGUCCAAGGGAUCAGAAGGACCAGAAGGUACAACACAAGGACCAAAGGGAUCUGAAGGCCCCGAAGGUACAACACGCGGACCCAGUGGAUCUGAAGGACCAGAAGGAACGACACGUGGACCAAGUGGAUCAGAAGGACCACAAGGUACAACACAAGGACCAAAGGGAUCAGAAGGACCACAAGGAACAACACAAGGACCAAAGGGAUCUGAAGGCCCAGAAGCAACAACACGCGGACCAAGUGGAUCUCAAGGCCCAGAAGGAACAACACAAGGACCAAAGGGAUCUCAAGGCCCAGGAGGAACAACACGUGAACCAAGCGGAUCUGAAGGACCAGAAGGUACAACACGUGGACCAAAUGGAUCGGAAGGACCACAAGGAACAACACAAGGACCAAAGGGAUCUGAAGGUCCCGAAGGAACGACGCGUGGACCAGGUGGAUCAGAAGGACCACAAGGUACAACACAAGGACCAAAGGGAUCUCAAGGCCCACAAGGAACAACACAAGGACCAAAGGGAUCUCAAGGCCCCGAAGGAACAACACAAGGACCAAAGGGAUCGGAAGGACCACAAGGAACAACACAAGGACCAAAGGGAUCUGAAGGCCCCGAAGGAACAACACAAGGACCAAAGGGAUCUGAAGGCCCAGAAGGAACAACACGUGGAGCAAGUGGAUCAGAAGGGCCACAAGGAACAACACAAGGAGGUGAGACCACAUCAUCGGGUACGUGUGAAGAAGAAGUGGCUACUAUUCCUGAACGAAGUGGAGAUGAGAAUAGCUCCAGUGGUCCACGUUUUCACGUCAAGCCGGUCACGCCGUAUAAGCCUAGUGAUGUUAAUCCUGGAUCGAAUGGUUUGUCGUUUCCAUUGUCUGAUAAGGGCUAUAUUAUCAUAUUCCCGCUGGUCAGACCUUCAGUUGUUCGUGCAAUUCGUUUACCAACAACAAGCAAUGUGGACCAAGUACGUGUGAUGUUUUUGGAUGGAAACGAUCGUCCGGUGACGAGUCAGUCAUCAGACAAGAGUCCGUUCCAAGCUACUUCGAAAUUAGAGAGUGGUCCAAGAAUCAAUAUUGAUUUCAAUAAGAAAGUAAACGCUGUUCAUGUUACUCUGUUGCGCACAAAUGACAACCAACCUCCGAAAGAUGUAACGGUGGAGAUCAUUGCUUGUACUGAACCGGCAACUGUAACUCCGCCUUCGCAUGUAAGCACACGAAAGACAUCUAGUCCGCCAGCAUCGAACUAUACGUCGCCACCAUCAUCUUCGUCCGGUCAAUGUCAACCUAAACGAAAUGCCGCUACUCGUAUCACUAUUGGUGAAUGUGUGUCAGAACAAGAAAUCGAACAGGAUUCAUGUUCCGGUUUUUGUCCAUCCUACGAGGAACUUGAUCCAUUCAGUGGAGGUAUAGCUGACAAAGAAUGCUUUUGUUGCGCGCCUGAUUCAACAUAUACCGAAUCGAUCGUGGUCAAUUGCCGUGAUGGAACAACAGGAAAGACGCAACAGCGAACAUCGCAAAUUACCCGUAUUCGAUCAUGCAAAUGUUCAAUGUGCGGUGGAUCGCCAAAAACAUCUUCAGGCGACUCAACCAAUCGUUCGAAAGGCAAAUCGAAAACACGACGACGAUAA
Messenger RNA from Adineta ricciae, 3243 nucleotides. The record is from the annotation of a GenBank genome assembly. Lineage: Eukaryota; Metazoa; Rotifera; Eurotatoria; Adinetida; Adinetidae.